AUGUUGGGAUGCAAACCUGCAGACUCGCCUUUUGAAGUUAUCAUAAGUUUUAUAAAGGUGUUGGGUCCCGAGGUGGAUAAAAAGAGAUAUCAGCGGUUAGUUGGGAGACAUAUAUACCUUGCUCUUAUUAGACUUGACAUUGCAUAUGUUGUUGGUGUUAUGAGCCAAUACAUGCAUGAUCCUCGUGAGACUCAUAUGAAUGUGAUCCAUCGCAUUUUGAGAUACUUGAAGGCAACAUCGGGUAAAGGCUUGUUGCUUAAACCUCACGAUUACCUAGAUGUUCAAGGAUAUACCGACUCGGGUUGGGCUGGCUCCUUUGAUGAUAUGUGUUCCACUCCAGGAUACUGUGCCUUUGUUGGAGGUAACCUGAUAACUUGGUGUAGCAAGAAACAAACGGUGGUAGCAAGGUCUAGUGCCGAGGAGAAGUAUAGAGUUAUGGCUCUUGGCGUUAGUGAGCUCUUGUGGAUUCAGUCUCUUCUUGUAGAACUUGGUUUUACCCCCAACUGGUCCUAUGAAGCUAUUUUGUGA
This is a messenger RNA of Impatiens glandulifera, 528 nucleotides long. RefSeq lists its product as uncharacterized. The coding region runs from base 1 to 528 and encodes 175 amino acids. The transcript has a single exon. Lineage: Eukaryota; Viridiplantae; Streptophyta; Magnoliopsida; Ericales; Balsaminaceae. The record is from RefSeq and is a predicted model, not a curated record.